Gadus chalcogrammus (walleye pollock) is the source of this 3029-nucleotide messenger RNA. RefSeq names its product E3 SUMO-protein ligase KIAA1586-like. The transcript is spliced from 2 exons. Lineage: Eukaryota; Metazoa; Chordata; Actinopteri; Gadiformes; Gadidae. The coding region runs from base 1088 to 2617 and encodes 509 amino acids. The record is from RefSeq and is a predicted model, not a curated record.
ACGACGCGAUCGUCUGUUGCCGGGAAACGGGCGAUCGCGUCAAAUGACGAAGGUUCUUGAACGCGUCAUUUGACGCGAGCGCCUUUCGACAAGGAGGCGCUGGGUUGAAACAAGGAGGCGCAGCGCCUCUCUUUCCCGGUUUAGAUUAACCCCUGAGCAGGAUAAUCAUGGCGAGGAAGCAGGAAGGAGAGCAGAGGAGCCUAGAGCUGGAGAAGGAACAGGUUUGAUAAUUCACAAUAGACACUUUUCUUUUUCGAAGAGGGGGAAAUGUAGCUAAUCCUACCAAGGGGGGGUUUUAUAUAGAUUUUAUGUUUUUGUGGUAGAAAAAAGAAGGGAGGAGGCAGAAGCAGAGGAGCCUAGAGCUGGAGAAGGAGCAGGUUUGAUAAUUCACAAUAGACACUUUUCUUUUUCGAAGAGGGGGAAAUGUAGCUAAUCCUAUAAUAAUAAUAAUAAUAAUAAGUGGGGCUUUAACACAGAUUUGAUGUUUUUGUGGUAGAAAAAAGAAGAGAGGCGGAGGAGGAGGAGGCAGAAGCAGGGCAAGAUAGUGUCGAUGAUUCUGACCAAAAUAACCAGGGAGAUGAUGAGCAAGAUAUCCCUGAAUCUACCAAGUUCAGGGAGAAAAAAAAGUAUUAUCCAUGGCUAAUAUGUCAAAGCAAAAAACUUGGCUGCCUAACCUGCCAGAAAAUGAAAGUAGUUGGGCCAAGUACAGGUGGGAGCAGCCAGUUGCAUAUUGCUGAUGAGUGGUCCAACGUUAAAGUUACAGCCUAUGGUGCAAACCGAGCAGCACAGCUGCAGUCUCUUCGUAAGAAAAUAUACAAGCAUAGAAUGUCAGACUAUCACCAAGCAGCUGAGAAAACCAUGGAAAAAGCAAAAGAAAAUACAUUGGAAACAUUGACUUCUGAAAUGCAAAGGGAUCACUUCUUAACUACUGAUAGGGUAUUUCGUACAGUGUACAAGAUUGUAAAAUCUGGAAGGCCUUUCACAGAUCUACCGUCCGAUAUUGAUCUGCAAGUCUUGAAUGGACUAGACAUGGGAAGAACUUUACAUUCAGACCAUUCCUCUGCAACAAUCAGCCAACACAUAGCAAAUGAAAUGCGAAAGAGUAGUUGGAAAGGUCCUUCAAAGUGGAGCAAAACUUUCUGUUAUGAUAGAUGAAGCUACAACUGACAGUAAAAAAUCAGUAUUGAUAAUUUAUAUUAGUGCGAGCCUAGGGAUGAGUGAAGAGCCCCUAAUAUUCUUCUUGGAUCUAGUUGAGCUUUCUGCUACCAAUGCAGGUGAAAUUUAUCAAGCUCUAAUGAAUAACCUGUCACAUCAUGGCUUCUCUGAAGCUAUUCUGAGUGAACGCUUUGCAUCAGAUGGAGCUUCUGUAAUGCUUGGAAGUAAAGCAGGUGUUGCAACCAAAAUUGUAGAACAUUUUCCAAACGUAAUGGUGUGGCACUGCAUGAACCACCGUCUUGAGUUGAGUGUUGGAGAUGCUGUUGAAGAAAUUGUAGGGAUGAAUGACUUCCAGUUUUUCUUUGACAAAGUGUACAGUCUCUAUCAUGCAUCGGCCAAAAACCGUCGUGAGCUCACUGAAUGUUGUGAGGAACUUGCUUUACAGUGUCUGAACAUAGGGAGAAUUCUCAGCACUAGAUGGGUGGCAUCCAGUUACAGGACCAUUAAAGCUGUAUGGCAGCAGUACCCUGCAAUCCACAAGCACUUUUCUAAUGCCUCAGUUGAUCCUAAAAGAAGUUCAACAGAGAGAUGCAUGUUCAGUGGUUUAAUAGAUCGCCUUUCUAAUGCCACCUUUGUGCACAAUCUUGGAAUCAUGUAUGACGCUUUAGAAGAGUUGUCUGAAUUCUCUCUCUCUCUUCAAGACAGAAACAUGACGCUCCCCAAGGCUGUAGCAACUCUCAGUCGGCAGGUCCGUGUGUUGAAGUCCAUUGCAGAGCAGCCUGGACCAGCGGCAGAAGUGGCUCAGACUGCAAUGGGUUUGAAGCUAUUCAAAGGGGUGCCACUGACAAAUAAUUUAAGACACAGCAGAGAAAUAAACCACCAACAUUUCUUUCAUGCUUUGGCUGCUAAAAUUGAAUCAAGAAUGGGAUCACUGCCUGGAAAACAGAGAAGCAAAGAAGAGUACCAGAGCUUUCUUAACAAUGUCAAAGUGCUGCAGCCAUCAAACUGGCCAGAUGUGUGUGGUGUUCGUUAUGCCGAAAAGGAAAUACAGGAACUCUGCUCCUUUUUCAAGCUUGAUGAUGGCAGACAAAUUCAGAGAGGAAUGAGGGAAUAUAUUGAUAUGGUGAAACUCAAAUCUGUUGGUGAAAUGACACCACAAGCACCAGAAGAGCUAAAACCCCUCCUUCAAGCAGUGAACACACUGGUCAUCUCCACAGCUGAGUGUGAGCGUGGGUUCAGUCAGAUGAACAUUUUAACCACAACUAGAAACACGCUAGAGGUGAAAAGUAUGUCAGCCUUGCUUUUCAUCAAGUGUGUUGGCCCUCCACUACAAAUGUUCAAACCAGAUGUUUAUGUCAAGUCUUGGCUUCAAAGUCAUUGCUUGGCUAAUGAUCUGAGAGCAAGAGCCCGGAAAGUUUGCAUUAAAAAACAUGAUUACGAAACUCUCUGGAAGCUUCUAUAAGAUACUGUAGGGGAGAAUGGGGUAGGUAGCCAUUGAACAAAACUGGUCAGUUUAUUUGUAUUUGUAUUAUAUCAUAUUGUAUGUAGUAUUUUCAGAUUUUGUAAAUGGUAUAUUUGUUUAAUCCAUGUUCUUGCACUUGAAUGGACUUCACUUGAGAGGAUUCAUGUUCAUUUACAAUGUUUUGUGAGGUUUUGAUAUUGUAUGUAGUAUUUUCAGAUUUUGUAAAUGGUAUAUUUGUUUGGACUUCACUUGAGAGGAUUCAUGUUCAUUUACAAUGUUUUGAUAUUGUUUGAGUAUUUUCAGAUUUUGCAAAUGGUAUAUUUGUUUGGACUUCACUUGAGAGGAUUCAUGUUCAUUUACAAUGUUUUGUGAGGUUUUGAUAUUGUAUGUAGUAUUUUCAGAUUUUGUAAAU